Molecule: messenger RNA, 1632 nt
Organism: Symbiodinium natans
Lineage: Eukaryota; Dinophyceae; Suessiales; Symbiodiniaceae
Source: the annotation of a GenBank genome assembly
AUGCCGGUGAAGGACCUGAAGAAGACGGUGAAUCAGACGCGCCACGUGCUCGAGGAGUUGGGAAUGACUGCUUUUUGCUACGCGCUGAGAGACUGCAUCGUGCCACAGCUCGAGGCCCAUGCGGAACAACUGGAUGCCCGGAAGCAGGAGGCCGAAGAGUCCGGAAGCGGCAGCUGCGCGCACUCCGAGGUCCUGAAGCAGCAACUUCCGGAACUCCGCCGGCAGAUGCAAGAGGCGGCGGAUACUCUGAGGGUAGACGGUCAGCUGACCCAGACGCCGCUGAUUUCGGGCAAGGCGGCCGCGCUUCUGCAGCUGCUUGAGACCCUCUUCCUGGGCAAGGAUGGCAAGGGCGACUUCCGGGGGAUCGUGUUCGUCACACAGGUGGCGCUGACCAUGCCCCUGGCGCACCUGUUGACGGAGCAUUUCGGAAAGAACCGUGCUGUUGUGCGGGGCGGGGCCGUCUCCGGCACGCAGUCCAUGGCAGACAGCAAGAGAAACCAGGAGAUGGAAAGGUUCCGCAAAGGGGAGCUCAACGUGCUGAUUUGCACCAACGCGUUGGAGGAGGGGGUGGAUGUGUCUGACUGUGCCUUUGUUAUCCGCUUCAACCGAUUCGACACUACGAAGAGCCACAUACAGGGAGCCGGCCGCGCGCGUCGCGGCGACGCGAAGAUCUUUUACUUCGACAACGACCCGCAUGAGGAGGAAGGGCGAGCCAAGCUGCUGUCGGAGGUGGCCAAGGACGACACGCUGCGGUUGACAGAAGCGGAGCGCGCGGAACGGCGCCUGGACGCCACGUUGGCCGUGCCAGGAGUCUACCCAUUCUACCCUCCUGGUGAUGCCAAAAGUGAGGUGAACCUGUACAACUGCCUACAGAUGGUGUACGAGUAUUGCGCGAAGACGAUGGGCCAGUCUUUCAAUCCGGAAGAUCUGUUUACCUACGAUGAGACUGUGAUCUCCGUGUACCCGCGGCAGGUGAGGAAGUUCAUCACGGAGGUGAAGUACCCAUCCCCGGAGGGCUUUCUGAAGGUGACCCUGCCGCAAGUGAAUACCCGCUGGGGAGACACCAAGCUGGAAAGCGUUUUGGAUCCGAAUCGCAGCAAGAACAUGAAGCAGGAGGACAAGGACAAGCGGCGGUUUCUGUAUGUCGUCGCGAUCGAGAUGCACGAGAAAGGGCUUCUGGAUGGUAACAACCAGCCUUCCGGCAGGGCUCUCCAUGGCAACAAGCUGGCCUGCGAAGCUUUUGUCAUGAGCCCUGGACUGAGGCUAAGCACCGCCAGCUAUGCCAAGGCAGUUCCCGCGGCCCCUGCGGCCCCAGCGGCCCCGACGACUCCCGUGGCCCCUGCGGCCUCUGCGGCCCCUGCGGUGGCGGCAAGUACGACAGCGGCCUCGGCAUCUCGGCCUGCGACAGCCGAGGAACUGUACAACGCCAAGGGCCAGCUGAACGAGUGGGUGCACAAGCAGUGGCGGCAGCCGGCGGAGCAGCUUCUGUCCUAUGACAGCGACCCCACUCCGGACGGCUUCGUCGCGAAGGUGAGGCUGCUGAAGACCGGCCGAGAGUUUGUGGGCAGCGCCCACAAGAAGAAGGACGCUGAGCAGUCCGCAGCAGCUGCUGCAUUGAAAGAGUUGUUGUGA